GAAAUGUUAAUGGUUUGUAGAAGACCCAGACUGCGACAUCAUGAGUACUGGUGUAACACAGAGCCUGCUUGAUCCCUUCACCAAGCGCCAAAUGAAGGAUCCGGUGAAGAACACUUGCUGCGGCCACAGCUAUGAGAGAAUCACCAUUCUGUCAUUCCUGAAGAGCAAGAAAGAGAUGAGGUGUCCAGUGGUUGGUUGCAGAUAUCAGGGCUACUUCAAUGAGAACCAUCUAGAAGACGACAGAGAAUUGUUAAGGCAACUCAAGCAUUUAGAGGAUAAGUAAAAAGCUACCUAAAAUGUUUUCCAUAGCAAUUAAUUAUUUAAUGAAAAAUACUUGACGUUCAGUAUUAUCAAAAAUAGAUCAUGAAGUUACCAAGUGUAAGAUUUAUUUCUUCCAUAUUGACUGUAAGUUCAUUUGUUUUUUUUUUUUUAAUAUUAACAAUGUGUUUUAACAUUAUGAUAUUUUAUAUUGUGUACGAAUAUACUAUUUAUCUAUGUGUAA
Homalodisca vitripennis (glassy-winged sharpshooter) is the source of this 502-nucleotide messenger RNA. Its product is annotated as E3 SUMO-protein ligase NSE2-like. Lineage: Eukaryota; Metazoa; Arthropoda; Insecta; Hemiptera; Cicadellidae. The coding region runs from base 41 to 283 and encodes 80 amino acids. The record is from RefSeq and is a predicted model, not a curated record. Gene Ontology annotation, biological process: protein sumoylation; double-strand break repair via homologous recombination. Gene Ontology annotation, cellular component: Smc5-Smc6 complex; nucleus. The transcript has 2 exons. Gene Ontology annotation, molecular function: zinc ion binding; SUMO ligase activity.